Molecule: messenger RNA, 2230 nt
Organism: Emericellopsis atlantica
Lineage: Eukaryota; Fungi; Ascomycota; Sordariomycetes; Hypocreales; Bionectriaceae
Exons: 1
Coding region: 498-1994 (498 amino acids)
Source: RefSeq, a predicted model, not a curated record
CGACUCACCCCUUACAUUCUUUGCCCUGAGAAUACAAAGAAAAUGGCGACAGCCACAAACAAUGCCCUUUCUGUUUUGAGCAGUCCUUUCCGGAUGAUUGCAAGGCUGCCUUGCUAGUCGGCACAAACUGUCCGCCUACUACUAAUUAGGAAUUCCUGACGUGGAGAACUCAUUCGUCCGCCAACGUCAGGAGUGCAUGCGUAAGACCAAUCUGUCGUUUCGGACGGUCGCUGAAUUUUCUCCUAUUAUCAUCCUACAUGCUCUUCAACUGCGAUCUCUCCUUCAACGCAGCGACAAUCUCCGGCACAGGUCUUUACUUGAGGCGCAUUAGGGGCCCCUCAGCGCGUAAGGGGUACCGCCCGCCGAAAGCGGUAAUUGGGCACGCGACACACUCCUUACUACCAGCAACGAAUUGAUGAGCGCGCCUGGUCUGACUUCAGAUCCAAUCGACCUGCAACUGCGCGCGUCAAGACUGUCAGACACAUCACUGAAGCACCAUGGAGGGUCUUCUCCCCAAAAGCAACGAGUCUCCUGAUGGCAUAUUGCAAUCACACCAAGAUGGCCAAGGAUCGUGGACACAGCGCCUCAAGGCCCUGCCUCUAUUCGCCAUCCAUCGCGUUCGUCGCCUCGGCGUAGGCUUUCUUCUCAAGUGCGUCGGUGUCUUUGGGUUCUUGCUACUGCUCCUGCAUCUCAUGGAACCAAGACUCGGAGACCGAUACCGCAACGUACUAAGCUGGACCUCCACAGAGACUACCGAGGGACCUCACCUGCGACUCGUCGUCUUUGGAACGCAAGACCUCGUUGGCAGCUCAGGGAGCUCGGAAAUUGAACAAAUGACCUGGCCCGAGAAGCUCUGCAAAGAGUUGAGCUGUGACUCCCUCUUGUCGUUUGUUCCCAGAAGCGACGCCCAGCCAGGCAUCCUGUCCAACGGCCUCUAUAGCGAUGCACUGCAAUCACUGCAAAAGGUAGCCGAGGACGCGGAUAUCAUGAAGAACCCGGCCGCCGACUUUUUCUUCGUCAGCGAGCAGUAUCCCGUGCCUGCGCAGACGCCUGAUCUGGAGCAUCAAAUCAAGCAGUUUCUUUCGCUGCCUGCCCCCGCGGUGCCACCGCAGGAGACGCUGUGGGUGUUCACGUUCGGCACCUGGGAUAUCUGGAAUUUCGCGGCGCUGCCGCUUGAGUCGGGCGAGGGUCUUGUCGACGCCUCCACUGCUCACCUAUUCGAUCAAAUCGAGGUCCUGCUCAAGGAGUCGCUCGCGCCAGGCUCGAUCGCCUUUUCCGACUUUUGGACCAAUGCCACCAAGGCCAAGAUCGACGAGCUUACUGCCGAGGGUGCAGCCGAGAAUGUGGACGCGCGCAAGCUCGAGAGCUUCCGGGUGAUCAUCCCGCAGCUCUUUGACAUUUCGCUCACGCCAGGCUGGAAUGUCCGCCAGGAGCCGUCCCUGCCACAUUCGAUAGCAGAUCAGCUGCGUAACAGCGCAGUGCUGACUGCGCGAUGGAACGACAACAUCCGACGCGAGAUGGACUCGUGGAUGGGCAAGGGCAGCAUGAGGCCAGCGGGCAUCGAGGACAGCCAAGUCGGAACGAGGCCUCUGGAACCAGCGCCAAUGAAGGAGAGUCCUGAGAAGCAGGCUGACAACGAAUACUUCAACGAAGCUGGAGAUGACCCCACAAUCUACGCGCCCUUUCCUCGACGGCUAGGCUUCUCAGCCGACAUUGCUGGCGGGAUCCUCGAUGCCAUGACCGAAGAAGAGAUGCACAGGAUAGGUGCGACGGACGCUGUCGGCCGUGGCUCAGUGCCGGCCGAGGACGCGGCGCGCUUCCUCGAUAUCUGGAAUCCCUGUGUGUCGAAGGACGGAGAGAAGGCCAGCUGCGACAAACCCGCAGACCAUCUGUUCUACGACUCCUUUACGCUUUCGCAACGGGCGAUUGAUUUGAUGACCAAGAAGACGGCCCAGGGCGUGCUGGAGAAACUGCUACUUAGGGAGGAGCUGUGAUGCUGUGCGUGUAACGGCUGUGACUGGUCACCCGUAUGUACUACCUAAUUAAAGAUCAUGCACGAUCGCAAGCAUCGGAAAUCUCGAUGCCCCGGUACUCCAAAGCUUGUUUGCAAGUGAAGCCUCGCAGAGGCACGAUGCGGUGUGGUCAGUGGUCACUGGUUAAUGACCCUGGUCAAGUGACGGCUCCAUCAGUAUGCGCGCUGCUAGCACUGCAACGCUAAUGAGUAAUGAGC